AUGAUAAGCAGGAGUUUGGGUGCAGAAGCGGGUUCUAUGAUCGGCAUAAUAUUCUCGUUCGCAAACGCAGUGCUCGUUUCGGCCAAUUUGAUCGGUGCCGCAGAAACGGCUGUCGAGAUUAUGGGAGCAAAUGAUAUCAUGCUUACGAAUAGUGUUAUAAACGAUACGAGACUUAUUGGCGCACUUUUGUUGAUUCUCAUUGCUAUCAUCCCUUUAAUAGGGAUGAGUUGGGAGGCUCGGGCUAUGCUGUUAUUAAUGGUUCUCUUGUUUGCAUCACUUGUCAACUAUUUUGUUGGCACAUUUAUUCCUCCUUCGGAAGAGAAGAUAUCAAAGGUAACGGUGGCUGAAAAGAACAUAUACCCCAAUUGGGGAGAUGUGGGCUUUUUUGAUGUAUUCGGAGUAUUCUUUCCAUCCGUGAUUGGAAUUUUUGCGGGAGCAAGUAUGAGCGGAGAUUUAAAAGACCCAAACGCAGCCAUUCCUAAAGUAUAUUUGGUGCUUAUCACAAUGACUCUAUCGAGUGGUUACGGGCCAUUGGUUUGGAUCGGCAUAUUUGCUGCCACUUUGAGCUCAGCUCUGGGCUCUUACGUAUGCGCUCCCAGAAUAUUCCAGGCCUUAUGUGAGGAUAACUUAUUUCCUUAUAUCAAAUAUUUCGCCAAAGGAUACGGAAAGAUAAAUGACCCGCGAAGGGGGUAUAUUCUCACCUUUGUCAUCGCACUAGCAUUUAUAGCCAUAGGAGAGCUGAACACAAUAGCGCCCAUUAUCUCCAACUUCUUUAUGGCCUCUUUCUUCUUAGUAAAUAUCGCUUCAUUUCACGCGUCGUUCGUCGGUUCGCCCAGUUUUAGGCCCACAUUCAAGUAUUAUAACCAAUGGGUUAGCCUUUUAGCAGCAGUUUUCUGCAUUGUUAUCAUGUUUCUGUUGGAUUAUAUAACCGCUAUCGUAACUGUUGUUAUAAUGGGAGUUAUCUAUUUAUGGAUGAUGAAGAAAGGACCAGACGUGAAUUGGGGGACAUCCAAAAGGGCUCACAUAUACAACUCUGCUCUAACCGCUGCCCUUAAACUCAAUAGUAUUGGAGAUCACGUCAAGAAUUUUAGACCUUCUAUACUUUUAAUGACUGGUUACAAAAGCAGUUGGAGAGACUGUCUUCCAAACGAUUUGAUUGACUACUACAGCGUUAUUCUAUUUGCGUUAGAAAAUGAGUUAUCGGUUAUGAUUCUGAGAAUACAAGAGGGAUUAGAUUAUGCAGACUUCUUUGAAUCCGAUGCCGUUAAAACAAAUAAACACAUUUUGCCCACAAUUAGCGAACCAAACGAUAGUUUGGAAAUAGAAAAUGGAAUGACAGCUAACAUAGCAGUCAAUGUUGAAAAUAUGGAUAAAAGGAAGCACAUGGAUGCCAUUAAAGGGUUAAUACCAAACGAUGCGAUUGAAGCCAUGAAUCAAUUUAAUGAGAAGCAAAGGCGGGGAACCAUUGAUAUCUGGUUGUUGGCCGACGAUGGAGGACUCACUAUUAUGGUUCCCUAUCUUCUUAGUUGUAAAGAUAUUUGGAGGGACUGUAGUCUUAGGAUUCUUACAUUAGCCGCAAACGGAGAGGAAAUUACUGAGACUAAAGACAAUUUGAGUCAAUUGAUGUCAAAACUGCGAAUCCCAUUCUCGGACAUAAAAGUUCUCGUGUUCUCGGAAGCAGAUUUAGACAUAAAUGAUUCAAGGACUCUGCCGAUGGCUAACAAACACAUACCGAUCCCAUUGUACAUGAGUUGGUUGGAAGUGCUGACAGAUUUGACUGAAACUGAGACAGAUCACUUCUACCGGAUGCCACCAUUCCUUAUGCUGCGAGGGUUUGGUCAACGAGUGAUCACUAUUUAAGACAAAAAUGGCAAACCUUUGCUUUUAAUUGAAAUAUAAAUUUAUUUGUAUUCAUUAAUUAAAUGUUAAUAAAUUUUCAAACAUCAUAUAAAA
Messenger RNA from Oppiella nova, 1953 nucleotides. The record is from the annotation of a GenBank genome assembly. NCBI's taxonomy places the organism in Eukaryota, Metazoa, Arthropoda, Arachnida, Sarcoptiformes, Oppiidae.